Lasiosphaeria miniovina is the source of this 630-nucleotide messenger RNA. RefSeq lists its product as uncharacterized. The record is from RefSeq and is a predicted model, not a curated record. Bases 1 to 630 code for a protein of 209 amino acids. The transcript has a single exon. Lineage: Eukaryota; Fungi; Ascomycota; Sordariomycetes; Sordariales; Lasiosphaeriaceae.
AUGCUCCUAGAACACAUUAAGCCCGAGACGGGCCAAAUGCUGUCGACGACAUGGGCUCAACGCCGCCGCGAUCCCCGCCGCCAGGACCGCCUCUUUAGUGGCCUGGCAUGCGUCAUGCUCUCGCUGGCCCGUCUCCCGCAACCGCACAUUGGCUCUUUCCGGUUCAACGCGACCGACGGGACAGUCGCGCUCACUAACCGACCGCUAACAUGUUCCACCAUCAUCUUCAAGAAUAGUAGCACGCCGAGGAAUAUCCAACCUCGGCAGCUUUACCAGAGCACCGAUACCUUCGCUUCGGACAUGCUUACCAUGUAUGACAACUCCCUGCUCCACUACCGCCAUGCCGUUCGGAAUCACAAGGACGUCCGAGAGCGCAUGACCAUCCGGACGCUGCUCCGGGCGGCCAUGCACCACUUUAUCCCCCCAGACCGCCGCAACGGCCCGCCCCUCGUCCAGCUCACCGAUAUCCACCAGAGCAACAUUUUCGUGGACGACGACUGGAACGUCACGUGUAUGCUCGAUCUCGAGUGGAUCUGUGCGCUUCCGGCGGAAAUGCUGGCAGUGCCUUACUGGCUGACGGGCUGCACUAUCGACGACAUCGUCGGCAGCGAGUACGAGUCCUUCGACUAG